Messenger RNA from Megalobrama amblycephala (Wuchang bream), 1458 nucleotides. RefSeq names its product gastrula zinc finger protein XlCGF8.2DB-like. The transcript has 3 exons. The record is from RefSeq and is a predicted model, not a curated record. Gene Ontology annotation, cellular component: nucleus. Lineage: Eukaryota; Metazoa; Chordata; Actinopteri; Cypriniformes; Xenocyprididae. Gene Ontology annotation, molecular function: DNA-binding transcription factor activity, RNA polymerase II-specific; RNA polymerase II cis-regulatory region sequence-specific DNA binding. Gene Ontology annotation, biological process: regulation of transcription by RNA polymerase II. The coding region runs from base 174 to 1262 and encodes 362 amino acids.
CUUUUUUAUAUUACAUUAUAAUGUAAUAGCAUAGUGCUCUAUCUCACUUUUAUGAGCGUUAUUUCUGAGUAAAACGCGUCCACACAUGAGAGAAAAGAUGUUUUUUCUCAUUUUUUAGUAACAAAAUGAAAACUCCUGAUUCAGCUGAGAUCUCGUGACACACUAUUGUAAAGAUGGCGUUUAUUAAAGAGGAGAGUGAAGACAUAAAGAUUGAAGAAGUGUUCAGUGUGAAACAUGACGAAACUGAGGAACAAACAGACCUGAUGCAGCUGAAAGAGGAGAGUCAAGAACUGGAGGAAUUGGAAGAGAAAAAUCAUGAAAAAGAUCAUGAUUUCAAAAUUGAAGAAAAAUCUUUUAGUUGCUCAAUGACAAAAAUGGUUCCCUCACAAAAAAGAGUUCUGAAGACAGAAAAUAGUAGUGCUUUCACAUGCCAACAGUGUGGAAAAUGUUUUGGUCGAAAACAAAACCUUACAAUCCACAUGAGAGUUCACACUGGAGAGAAGCCUUUCACCUGCCAGCAGUGUGGAAAGAGUUUCACUCAAAAAUCAAGCCUUAAUAUCCACAUGAAAAUUCACACUGGAAAGAGUCAUUACACCUGUCAAGAGUGUGGAAAGAGUUUUACUCAAAAAACAACCCUUAAUGUCCACAUGAGAAUUCACUCUGGAGAGAAGCCUUUUACCUGCAAUCUGUGUGGGAAGAGCUUCUCACUAAAAGGAAAUCUACAGAUUCACAUGAGAAUUCACACUGGAGAGAAGCCGUACACAUGUGAUCAGUGUGGAAAGAGUUUUCCACACAAAAAACAGAUUAAAGUCCACAUGAGAAUUCACACUGGAGAGAAGCCAUUUACAUGUGAUCUGUGUGGAAAGAGUUUUUCAAGCAAAGGACAGAUUAAAGUCCACAUGAGAAUUCACACUGGAGAGAAGUCGUUUACCUGUGAUCACUGUGGAAAGAGUUUCGGAUGUAAAUUAACUCUUAAAACCCACAUGAGCACUCACUCAAGAGAGAACCUUUUUAUAUGUCAUCAAUGUGGAAAGGGCUAUACAUACAGUAAACGUCUUAAGAGUCAUGUAUUAACUCACAUUGGAGAUACGCCUUUCAUGUGCCUUCACUGUGGAAUGACGUGCUUAAGCAAUGCAAGCCUUGAGGUUCACAUAACAAGUCACACUGAAGAGCCUUUCACGUGUCUUCAGUGUGACAUGAGUUUCGCAAAUAAAAGAAACAUGAAACAUCAUUUGAAAACUCAUUCUGGAAAGAAACUUUAAUGUUCUCCUGUUUCCACCUGAUAUUAAGAUGUGUUUUAAAUGCCACCAGCAAAUAUCUGUGAAAUUAAUUUUGGUUUCAUUUAUUCAAUUCAGUUCAAUACUUCACAAUAAAAAUGUUAGAUAAACUUCUGUCUUGGUGUGAAAUUCAACAAAGUAAAUGAAAAAAUAUAAAUAAAAGUACAAACUGAAUAAAAAA